GCUGUAUUCCAAAGCCAUGCUGCUACCCUAUGUUUCCUAAAUUAUUUAAUGUAACUUGGCCCUGUGUUAGAAAUGUUGCAGAUUGAGAGCUUGCACAUUUUGUAAAAUGAACUUGACAAGUAUAAACAUGUUUUCUGGUGUGUAUGUGUUCAUCAGGUGUUUAAAACAUUAAUUUAAAUUGUGUUCUUCCAUGCAGCUGUUUUUUUUAUUUUUAUGUGAUACUUUGACAUGACACUUAAAAGUUUGAAUGACCACAAUGUGUUGACAUGGUAAGAAGAAAAAACACAGGGCCACAAUUUAGGAAACAUUGGGUAGCAGCAUGGCUUUGGAAUACAGCAUGUUUAAUUAGUGUUAGCUCAGAUAGGCAAUGUUGUGUAUUGAAACUUGGCCUGUUUUUGAUAUCAGUACUUUUAAUGGCAGGCCUAGAUUUAGCAAGUCUUAAUGACUAGACCACUUAAUAGUGCUUUGUGUGUGUGUGUGAGUAACUUGACAUUUUUGUACGUUGAAAACGUGUUUUUUUUUUUUCCAGAUGUAACAACCACUAUAGGAAGCAAUGGAUUUCUAGAGCAUUGACUAAGAAUUUUGGGGAAAAAAAGACAAACCUACUCUUCAAAGGGUUAAAGGAGAAUUCUACAUGAGGAUUUCGCUCAUAAUUGUUACCUGAAUUUAAGCGCACGUAACACGUUUUGAUUUCCUAAUUUAUUUUUAUACUUCAUUUGAAAAUGCAUUUUGGGGAAAGCGUAAGCACGAUUGAUAUGCUAUUCCUGCAACUUUGUUUAAAUAGUCUACGAGUGUUAUAUAAAGUGUUUUGCAGUUGUUACGGCAAAUUUUCCGUGGGUGUCCUUCCUGGAAAGUUGUCAACAACAACACUCGAUGGAGCCUUAGGUGUGGCCGUAGGCUACCCUUUGGACACAGUCAAGGUGAGGAUACAGACCCAGCAGAAGUUCACUGGGGUUUGGCAUUGUUUUCGCUCCACCUGUAAGACUGAAGGGGUAUAUGGGUUCUUCAAAGGCAUGUCAGUGCCCUUGACCACGGUGUCUAUCACCUCCUCUGUGGUCUUUGGAACCUACAGGAACUGCUUGCAGUGUUUACUGCAACUGCACUCUGGUAGCCCAGAGGCCAUGCCAACCAAGCUGGACAUCUUCCUAUCAGGGCUCGCAGGAGGCGUAACCCAGGUGUUGGUCAUGUCUCCAAUGGACACUGUUAAAGUGCGGCUGCAGUGCCAGAUGGAGCCACGCCAACUUUCAGCCAACCAAACCCUACCCAAAUACCGGGGACCUAUACACUGCAUGCUGACCAUUGGCCAAGAGGAGGGGGUGUUGAGCCUGUACAGGGGCGCCCCUGCCCUCGCCCUACGAGAUGGCCCCUCCUUUGCCACCUACUUCCUGACCUACAGCACCCUGUGUGAGUGGCUCACACCAGCCGACCAGAAACAACCAGCGUGGCCUGUGGUUAUGCUGGCUGGAGGAUUGGCUGGGAUCUUUGGCUGGACUGUUGGGACACCCAUGGAUGUGAUCAAGGCUCGCCUGCAGGUGGACGGGAUGGGGAAAAGGAGGUAUAACGGCUUCCUGCACUGCAUUGCUGAGAGCGUUCGCCAAGAGGGACCUGGUGUCUUUUUCAAGGGUUUGGGACUUAAUUGCAUGCGUGCCUUCCCAGUCAACAUGGUAGUAUUUAUCACGUACGAGCAAGUGGCGAGCCUACUCAGGACGCUGCCCUAGGCCACCAAUGGCUUCCCCUCACCGUUGGCCCACGAUUUUGGAAACUUUGGAGACUGUCAGACCUGGAAUAAAUGCCUGCCUUCAGUGAAGUUUCUGGUUAAUGUGAGGUAUGGAACACUUGGGCUUGUACAACUACUUUUGUCUGUUUAAAACAUAUUGACAGAAUCACAGUAUAUGCAGAUUUGUUUCCAGAUGAUGGUGCUUAAUUUUAGCACUCCUCUGCAUCACACCCCUGUACGACAGUUGCUUAAUAGAAACUGCAGGAGUUCACAUGUCUCUAAAAAUGGCUCAGAUGCUCCUUGGUUGUUCUGUAGUCCUGUCACGUGGUAUAUCAUGCUAAUAAAGCAUGACAAAGGGGCAACAUAUUAAUCUUACUAAGCUUUUCGUAGUAAGAUGAAUAUCUACACCAAGACAGGUAGUUGUUUAAUUGCUGCAAAUGUAGCAUGCACCGUAUGAAUCAUACUGUACAUGCUCCAAAGACAGGAGAGUAAAACUGAGGAGAACUUGUCUGCAAGUUCAGGUCUUCAAAUGACAACCAGAUAAUAAACUUAUAAACUCAUGAAUUCAAUCAAGAGCUUAAUCGUUAUUGUGCAAAUUGAAAUUUGUUCAUAUGAGACACCUGGGUCUUAUGUUCCAUCAUAACCCAUAGAGUAAUCAAUGGUGAGCCACUAGAACUUAGCUACACCACACUACAGCUCUUGAUACUGCCUUUUAGUUCUACAUUUUUCGCUUCGCAUAACUGACCCGUAACUGUAUCAGUGUACUGCAAACUGAAGCCCAUGGUAGCCCUUUUUUUAAAACGGGAAAUACAAUCUGUUUGGACAUGCACUCAAUGAACCAAGACCUGGGAUCAUCUGA
Molecule: messenger RNA, 2576 nt
Organism: Anguilla rostrata (American eel)
Lineage: Eukaryota; Metazoa; Chordata; Actinopteri; Anguilliformes; Anguillidae
Product: solute carrier family 25 member 47-B-like
Exons: 6
Coding region: 723-1718 (331 amino acids)
Biological process (GO): transmembrane transport
Cellular component (GO): mitochondrion
Molecular function (GO): transmembrane transporter activity
Source: RefSeq, a predicted model, not a curated record